AGAGCCUGUUUUAUCAAACUCUGCAUAUUGGCUAUUCCUAAAAAGUGGCUGGAAGUGUCUCAGGAUCUGUCAACCAAAAUUGGGGCGAGGGUUUGUUGGGGGUGUAGCUCAGAAGGGUCUGGGACCCCUGAGAAUAGUACCGUCGUGGAAAGGUCUGGGACCUUUGAGUAAAGGAGGGUUGUUGAAGGGUCUGGGACCCCUGAGAAUAGUAUCGUUGUUGAAGGGUCUGGGACCCCUGAGAAUAGUAUCGUUGUGGAAAGGUCUGGGACCUUUGAGUAAAGGAGUGUUGUUGAAGGGUCUGGGACCCCUGAGAAUAGUAUCGUUGUUGAAGGGUCUGGGACCCCUGAGAAUAGUAUCGUUGUGGAAAGGUCUGGGACCUUUGAGUAAAGUAGUGUGGUAGAGGGGUCUGGGACCCGUGAGAAGAGUAGUGUUGAGGAAGGGUCGGGGACCCUGGAGGAGAGAAGGGAGAAGUACUGGUGAGGAGGGUCUGGGACCCAAGAGGAAAGCGUUGUGAUAGAAGGUCUGGGACCUGGGAGCCUUCGCAGGGGUCAGGGACCCUGUAAAACAGAGGGCUCUCAAAGGUGACAGUGGGUCAGGGACCUCCGUCACAGAACCUAUUGGCAAGGGUCUGGGACCCGUCCGUGGAUUGGCACCCCACCUACUGCUGGCAGGUAGUAGGACAGCUGGGCCUGAGCCGCCCGGGGAUAUAGGACCCCCAAGCAGCUCGUUUGGCUGGAGGAGUUAGGUUCAUCCUCCCGAAAACGGGUCAUUGUAGGCCCGAGGUAUAAAGUCCUCGAAGCUACCCGUGUAAAUAAAGUGUAUUUAGUGCGAGUUGGUGACUGGGGGUUGGUGGGGGACUGGUGUGAGAUAAGGUGUACAUAGAGUCAUUUAUUCUUUGUAUUUACAAUUGAUUACGUACUGUUUACUGUUUACCGUUGUCCGUGGCUUGAUAACUGUGUGUUUAUGUUUUGGUGGUGUUUAUUGGUGGGGCACUCAGUGACAGCGAAAAGGUGUACUAAGUGUGGGUGGGUGAAUCCACAUCCUGAGGCGCAAGGGCUAUUAGAUCAGGAAAAGCGUAGGUCGGAUAAGGUAAAACAUGGAGCACGAAUUUGAUAGAGAAUUGGAUGACGGAGGCUGGGGUCCACCAGUGCGCGGGCGGUGGAAGCCUCUGUCUGAACAAAUGCAGCUGCUAAAAAUAGCAGUGGGUAAAGCAGCACAGGAAAAGGGCCGAGAGAGAGAGACGGCAGAUGCGUGGAAGCGUAUGGGUAUUGCAGUAAAAAGUGCUGGAUACAAACCAGAGGAGAGGCAAUCAUUAGGAGCACUUUUAUGGCGUAAGGAAAGGGAGCAUAGAGACCUGAAAGAUGAGGCAGGACGUCAGCGAGGAGAAGCAGGGGUGUUACAACGGGGAAAGUGGAGAAAAGAGGGAGAGAGACAGGAGCAGGAGAGGCAAGUGUGGGCUCGCCUAGCCAUUUUCUGGCAAGGGAUCGAUCACCUGCAUAGGGAAAGUGGAGAUAACGAUAACUGUGACCCAGUCCCGGAGGGGCAGGGAACUAGGAAAAGGGAUAAACAACCCCCGGCGUACACCAGCCGUGGGGGUUUUCCCACCGCUCCCCCGGCGCACAUAUGUCCAGUAAUACAUGUUACUGGGGGAACGGUCCAGGUUCAAACCCAGGGGGAAGGGAACCUCCUGGGAAGGGAUGGCGGUAGUGUGGAGGAAAGAGACUCAGAUUGUGAAACCACUAGGGAUUCCGAGGGAGAAAGUACGGGCACCCCUGGUAAAGGCAGCACUAAGCAAGCCUUCCAGGAAAGGGUGAUCAGAGAGCAAAAGGAGGAGGCAGCCCGGGGUAAGAGGGGCAGCCUCACCCCUCUCCGAGACCGGGGACGGGUCAGGAGAGGGGAAGUUGAGAUUAUUGGUGAAUUGUCAGGGUAUUGUGAGGAAGAUGAGGAUGAGAAAGUGUUGAUUGAUUUGGACGGGGAACAAGGCGAGGGGGUAGAGCCUGAGAGAAGGGAAUCCUCAGGGAAACUGAUUCUCAGGUCCCGCAUACUACAGCGGCGACCUAGCCUGAGGUCUAAGCAGUUUCCCCUAUUAAGGGGGGCUUCAGGGGGCCCAGAGAGAUAUAAACCGUUCUCCUUAGGAGACGUGCAGGCACUAGCAGACAAGAUGCCCCCUCCUGCAGACGGGGGAGGUCACUGGAUGGAUAAAUUAGACCAGCUGACGCAGGGAACAAAGUUGGCCUUGGGUGAUUUCAGAGCAGUGGCUGCGAGGUGCCUCACUAAACAUUCUCUGCAGGAAAUAGAGGAAAUGGCAGGGACACUUACUCGCAGCGAUGGUGUGAUUCUAACAGACGUAGUGCUGGGCUUGGGGGAAGCCAUGCGGGAGAUGUUCCCCACCCCAAGUGGGGCUAGCAUGCCAAAAUUUUCGUGGGAGCCUAAAACCCCCCCCAGAGAAUAUUUGGACAAAUGUAAGGAGGAUUGGACGCGGAGAACUGGGUGUCACCCAGGGCAGGCGGGGGUUCAGCAGGAGUGGUUCCGGCGAGCGGUCCUGGAAGGUGUCCCUGAGCAAGUGAAAACAGCUAUUUUGGCUAAUCCUGACCUCCCAGGCGCUGAGUCCCCCGUGUGGGAUAGACAUGUGUUGCAUCAUCUUCAGAGAGCGAGGGACGAGGCCACAAAAGAGGAAGGAGGUCUGAAAGAUUUACAGACACAGUUGUUGAAACUGCAGGUGGGAGAAGCGAGACAAAAAGCACAGACGUACAAAAAGAAAGGGCAGGGGAGACAGAUGGUGGCAGGAGCACCACCUCCCCAGUUUGGCCCAUGGGUCAGACAAAAUACCAAUUACAGUAAUCGAGGUUGGGGUCCCCAGCAAUGGGGAAGAGGCCGUGGGGGCCGAGGCCGGGGAGCCGGGAACUGGGGAUGGGGCCGGGGUAUGUCGCAGAGGUGGCCACCGCAGGGAGCUUGUUUCCGGUGUGGGGCUGUGGGUCAUUGGGCCAGGGAGUGCGUAGCAGGACAGGCCCAAGAAGGACCCCCAGCAGGACAAGCGACUGCACCCAAUCCACAGGCUGUUCCCGGAGGAGGGCAGUACCCCACCCUCACAGGAUCCGAAGACUGGGAGUGGGGUGACCCCUCCCAGUGA
Brienomyrus brachyistius is the source of this 3130-nucleotide messenger RNA. RefSeq lists its product as uncharacterized. Lineage: Eukaryota; Metazoa; Chordata; Actinopteri; Osteoglossiformes; Mormyridae. The record is from RefSeq and is a predicted model, not a curated record. The transcript is spliced from 2 exons. Bases 1097 to 3130 code for a protein of 677 amino acids. Gene Ontology annotation, molecular function: zinc ion binding; nucleic acid binding.